AAAUUUCACUCCUUUUACCCACAGGACAGACAGGCAGCAACAUUUUUUUCCCAAUGGGGCUUUAGUGCUUGGACAAAACCUUAUUCCAGUGAGGGUGUGUGGGCUCACGCUGCGUAAAAGGGUUUGUGAAUUGCGUCUCGAUAAGGCACGGGUUGUCCCAGAAUGGCAUUUGAUGUGCUGCAAGUAAAUGUUUCCUCCGCGCCCUGUGUAAGAAACGCAGCCGGCGUCGGAGAAAGCUGUGUUCACCGAGUGCAGAGUUCAGUGACCGAAGCAAGAGACUGAAAGCCUGACUCACCGCUGCAACGCCUGAACACCGAAGAAGAAGUAGAAGAAGAAGAAGAAAAGUGCAAGAGAGAGACAGAAGUUUAAGCAAAGGAGUGUUAGCAAUAGGCAAGGGGGAAAAAAGAGGUGAGGAGACGGAGACAGAGAAAGAGAGAGAGCGACAACUGCAGGAAAAAGGAGAAAGUCAAGUUGGGUCGAGAGGGCGAGAGACAUAGAAAGUGAGUGUGGGAACAAGAGAGAGAGAGAGAGAGAGGCUGCAGACUGACUGACAGAUCUGAGUGGGCGCAGGCAGGCCUGAGGUCGGAGGUCAAGCAGAUAGAGGCACUGCUGACCCAGCAUUAGCCCCGCCCCUCUGCACCCGCUGAAGCCACAAACCCGCCCCCACCCGUCACCCUCCACCCACCUGACAGCCCCUCCAGGGUCACCAGACUGGGCGAGCUGGGAGAACUGGUGAGGAGGAGAGGCCACCAUGAGCGACCAGAACGUCGUCAAGGAAGGCUGGGUGCAGAAAAGAGGUGAGUACAUCAAGAACUGGCGACCGCGCUACUUCCUGUUGAAGACGGACGGCUCCUUCAUCGGCUACAAGGACAAGCCGCAGGACGCCGACCUGGCCUACCCGCUCAACAACUUCUCUGUAGCAAAAUGUCAGCUGAUGAAGACGGAGCGGCCCAAGCCCAACACCUUCAUCAUCCGCUGUCUGCAGUGGACCACCGUCAUCGAGAGGACUUUCCAUGUCGACUCCCCUGAUGAGAGGGACGAGUGGGCCGAGGCCAUCCAGAUGGUAGCCGAGUCCCUGGCCAAGCAGGAGGAGGAGGGGAUCCUCUGCAGCCCCACCUCGCAGAUCGAGAACGUCAACGAGGAGGAGAUGGACACCUCCAUCAGCCACCACAAACGAAAGACAAUGAAUGACUUUGACUAUCUGAAGCUGUUGGGCAAAGGCACUUUUGGGAAAGUCAUUCUGGUGAAGGAGAAGGCGAGCGGCACCUACUACGCCAUGAAGAUCCUCAAGAAGGAAGUCAUUAUAGCCAAGGACGAAGUUGCUCACACACUCACAGAAAGUAGGGUAUUAAAAAACACCCGGCAUCCGUUCUUAACUUCUCUGAAGUAUUCGUUCCAGACGAAGGACCGGCUGUGCUUUGUCAUGGAGUACGUCAACGGAGGAGAGCUGUUUUUCCACUUGUCAAGAGAACGAGUGUUUUCAGAGGACCGCACCCGUUUCUACGGCGCUGAGAUCGUCUCUGCUCUUGACUACCUACAUUCUGCCAAGAUCGUCUACCGCGACUUAAAGCUGGAGAACCUGAUGUUGGACAAAGACGGCCACAUCAAGAUCACUGACUUUGGCCUCUGCAAAGAAGGCAUCACCGACGCCGCCACCAUGAAGACCUUCUGUGGGACACCGGAGUACCUGGCUCCUGAGGUGCUGGAGGACAACGACUACGGCCGGGCGGUGGACUGGUGGGGUUUGGGCGUGGUCACGUACGAGAUGAUGUGCGGCCGCCUGCCCUUCUACAACCAGGACCACGAGAAGCUGUUCGAGCUCAUUCUCAUGGAGGAGAUCAAGUUCCCCCGCACCCUGUCGGCCGACGCCAAGUCCCUCCUGUCAGGCCUACUCAUCAAGGACCCCAACAAGAGGCUCGGCGGCGGGCCGGAUGAUGCUAAGGAGAUCAUGCGUCACAGUUUCUUCGCCACAGUCGACUGGCAGGACGUCUACGACAAGAAGCUGGUCCCGCCCUUCCAGCCCCAGGUCACCUCGGAGACGGACACCCGCUACUUCGACGAGGAGUUCACAGCACAGACCAUCACCAUCACUCCCCCCGAAAAAUUCGAUGAAGAUGGGAUGGACGCGGCGGACAGCGAGCGAAGGCCUCAUUUCCCACAGUUCUCCUAUUCAGCCAGCGGGCGGGAGUGAGCGCUCCAGCCCAGCAGCCAGUAUCGCCCCCAUCCGUGGCCAUUUUGAGGAAAACACGUAGCCAUUUUAGGAAAAGAAAAAGAAAAAAAAAAAGUCUCCCCUCUUUUUCUCCUUCUCUGCCUCACGCAGACGGGGAGAAGUCUUUUUAGGGACUUUAAAAGAGGUUUUGCACAGUGGGAUCGACUCAAACCGGUCUGCCCACACUAAAAAAAAAAAAAAAAAAUAAGUCCUACAUUUUCAACGCUAUUUACUGCAGAAGGCAAUGUUUUUGUUAUUUAUUUUUUCUUUCACUCUCUCUCUCUCUCUCUCUCUCUCUCCGUCAGUAUUAAGUUGUCGACCCGGGUUGUGUUCAUCUUUGUUGUUUUUUUUUUUUUUUUUUUUAUUUCCCCCCGUUUCUCUUCUUUUUGACUUUUUUGCACUUGGUUUGGAAGAGCCGUUUUAGGGAACAAAAACCAAAAAUGUUGCCUUACGUGUGCAGAUGUUUCGUAUCAUACCGACAGGGUGUUUUCUGGGAAGGGGGGGUCGGGCGGGUUGGGGAGGGGAGGGGGUGUAAGAGGGUGAUGUGUGGGAGGGGGUGGGGGAGGGGGGAUUCUUAGUUGAGAAUAAGUGCAUGGCUCGUGGUUCACUCAAAAAAAACAAAAAAACAAAAAAAACUACUUCUGUUCUUUCUCAUAUACAUUUGCCAUGGCAGCGCACAUUCCCCCAAUCCCAUGGCAACAGAAAUCACUGUCUACAGGUAAACAAAAAACAAACAAACAAACAAAAACCCUAGAGAAAAAAAACAAACAACAAAAUGAACAAAAGAAGCGAAAGAAAGAAGGAAAGAAAACGAGAAUGGACGAGUCUGUAUCAUUCCUUUUCAUCGUUGCAGUGUUAUUUCUUUGCUUAAUUUUUUUUUUUUAUAACCCGUUUUUUUUUCUCCCUCUCUCUCUCUUUAGUUGUACUUUCAUUUUCCAAAAAAAAAACGAAAAAAAAAACAAACACAAAAAAGAAAGGAGGAAAAAAAAAAAAAAAAAACAAACAAAACAAGAAAAAAAAAAAAAAAAAAAAAAAAAAAAAAAACGGAAACACUAAACUGCCAGAAACUGCACAGUUCACUCAGGCGCCACAGAGCACAACCGCAUUCAACUCAGCUAACCGCUCUAGCUUUACACAGCCAGCAGGGAAACCUCGGCACCGCUCCCUCGCUCCGACAGGACGCUUCCUGCUUCCUGUCCCACAGCCGGCCGCUUCCUGUCCGCCGCUCUGUCCCCUCAUCGUAGCUGUAGCACUUAGUGGUAUGGAUGUUUACACAGGGAAACUUGGCUUAAUGUAUGUGGGACAUUUGGGUUCAACCGUAUGCUGUCUCACACACACACACACACACACACACACACACAGACACACACACUGCGCUCGCAAACAGGAAACAGCUGGGAGUUCUCCAUACAGGACGGGAGAAUCAGUCAAAAGCAAAAUCAAAGUCACACGUAUUAUGCAUACAUGCUGUCACACACACACACACACACACACACACACAUAUCAGGGUUCUUACGCACGUCUAAAAAAAAAAAAUGAAAAGAAAGCAGAAUUCGGUCGUUUCUCAUUGAUAACAGCAGCACACGCGCAAAAAAAAACGUCCCUGAGGAGAGCGCACACGCAGGUUAUUAAGAAAAAAAAAAAAAAAAACAAAUCUCUGAGAAUCC
Messenger RNA from Myripristis murdjan (pinecone soldierfish), 3876 nucleotides. It is a transcript of the gene akt3b, whose product is annotated as v-akt murine thymoma viral oncogene homolog 3b. Gene Ontology annotation, biological process: protein phosphorylation. The transcript has 14 exons. The record is from RefSeq and is a predicted model, not a curated record. The coding region runs from base 752 to 2191 and encodes 479 amino acids. Gene Ontology annotation, molecular function: protein serine/threonine kinase activity; ATP binding. NCBI's taxonomy places the organism in Eukaryota, Metazoa, Chordata, Actinopteri, Holocentriformes, Holocentridae.